Molecule: messenger RNA, 4672 nt
Organism: Dromiciops gliroides (monito del monte)
Lineage: Eukaryota; Metazoa; Chordata; Mammalia; Microbiotheria; Microbiotheriidae
Gene: BIN1
Product: bridging integrator 1
Exons: 20
Coding region: 310-2151 (613 amino acids)
Biological process (GO): regulation of endocytosis
Cellular component (GO): cytoplasm; synaptic vesicle; plasma membrane
Molecular function (GO): phospholipid binding; tau protein binding
Source: RefSeq, a predicted model, not a curated record
AUUGUUUCUGGUCCGGGUGGUUCUGCCCCCUCCCCUUCUCCUCCUUCUCCGCCCUCCCCCCUCCUCCCUCUUCCUCCUCUCCACCCCCCUCUCUCUUUCCCUCUCCCUCUCCCUCUCUCUCGCUCUCGCUCUCUCCCUCUCGGGCUCUGAGGCUGCGAGAGAGCGCGCGGCGACGGAGACGCGGAGCUCUAUGUAGGCUCUUGCCCUCUGCAUUGGUGCACCCGCCUCCCGGGCACACGCACACCUACCUAGAUUUAAUUGGCAAUUAAACUCGUGGUGGGGGAAAGAAAAGAAAGGCAGGAGGACAAGAUGGCUGAGCUAGGCAGUAAGGGAGUGACCGCGGGGAAAAUAGCCAGCAACGUGCAGAAGAAACUCACCCGUGCGCAGGAAAAGGUCUUACAGAAGUUAGGGAAGGCAGAUGAGACUAAGGAUGAGCAGUUCGAGCAGUGCGUCCAGAACUUCAACAAACAGCUGACAGAAGGGACCAGGCUGCAAAAGGAUCUCCGCACCUACUUGGCAUCUGUCAAAGCAAUGCAUGAAGCCUCUAAGAAGCUAACGGAGUGUCUGCAAGAGGUGUAUGAACCAGACUGGCCCGGGAGAGAGGAGACUAACAAAAUAGCAGAAAACAAUGACCUGCUAUGGAUGGAUUACCAUCAGAAACUAGUGGACCAGGCUCUUCUGACCAUGGACACUUAUCUGGGCCAGUUUCCUGACAUCAAAUCUCGAAUUGCUAAGCGUGGGAGGAAGUUGGUGGACUAUGACAGCGCCCGCCACCAUUAUGAGUCUCUCCAGACUGCCAAAAAGAAGGAUGAAACCAAAAUUGCCAAGCCUGUCUCGCUGCUUGAGAAAGCUGCCCCCCAGUGGUGCCAAGGGAAACUGCAGGCUCAUCUCGUAGCUCAAACUAACCUGCUCCGAAAUCAGGCUGAGGAGGAGCUCAUCAAAGCUCAGAAAGUAUUUGAAGAGAUGAAUGUUGACUUGCAGGAAGAAUUACCAUCUCUGUGGAAUAGCCGUGUUGGUUUCUAUGUCAACACAUUCCAGAGCAUCGCUGGUCUGGAGGAGAAUUUCCACAAGGAGAUGAGCAAGCUGAACCAAAACCUGAAUGAUGUUCUCGUGAGCCUGGAGAAACAGCAUGGCAGCAACACAUUCACUGUCAAGGCCCAGCCAAGAAAGAAAACUAAACUGUUCUCCAGACUUCGGAGAAAGAAGAGCAGUGACAAUGCCCCCACGAAAGACAACAAGAGCCCCUCACCACCACCCGAUGGUUCCCCAGCUGGCACCCCCGAGAUCAAGGUCAACCACGAGCCUGAACCAGCCAGCCUAGACACUCCUGGGGCUGCCAUCCCCAAGUCGCCGUCUCAGCUUCGAAAAGGCCCACCAGUCCCACCGCCUCCCAAACACACUCCGUCCAAGGAGAUCAAGCAGGAGCACAUUAUCAGCUUGUUUGAUGACAAUUUUGUCCCCGAGAUCAGCGUGACCACCCCCUCACAGUUUGAUGCCCCUGGGCCUUUCCAAGAAAAUGCCAGCCUGUUGGAUCUGGACUUUGAUCCCAUCCCACCAGUUGCAAGCCCAGUGAAGGCACCUACGCCCUCUGGUCAGUCAAUUCCCUGGGAUCUCUGGGAGGCUGCAGAGAGUCCAGCUGGCAGCCUGCAAUCUGUGGAGCAGGGCCCUGCUGAUAGCGCCAUCGAAGAGGGCGCAUUUCCCGUGGUCUGGCCCAGCCAGACCGCAGAGCCUGGGCCAGCCCAACCAGGAGAUGUGACAGAGGCUGGCGGGACGAAACCAGUGGCAGUAGCUGAAGGAGCCAAGGAGACGGCGGCAAGUGACGGGGCCUCUAGCUCCUUGCCUGCUGUGGUGGUCGAGACCUUCCCAGCCACUGUGAAUGGAACUGUGGAAGGCAGUACUUCCUCUAAGAGGUCUGACCUGCCCCCGGGAUUCAUGUUCAAGGUCCAGGCACAACAUGACUAUACAGCCACUGACAGUGAUGAACUACAGCUGAAGGCUGGUGACGUGGUGCUGGUGAUUCCGUUUGAGAACCCAGAGGAGCAGGAUGAAGGCUGGCUGAUGGGUGUGAAGGAGAGUGAUUGGCACCAGCAUAAGGAGCUGGAGAAAUGCCGAGGUGUUUUUCCUGAGAACUUCACGGAGAAAGUCCAGUGAGAGCUGGAGCCAUCACUCCUUCUUUCAAGGGGAGUGAACCCACCUUUCCGCCCCCCCCCCAAAAAAAAAUGUGUCUUUCUGGGUUUUUUCUUUUAUUUUUCUGUUGGGGAAAACAUAGAAAGAAAAAGAAGAUGAAAGAAGAGGAAGAAAAGGAAAAAGAGACAUCACAAAACAUAACGGAUAACAACCAAAAUUUGAAUUCGUCAGAAUAAUGUUUUAAAAGUGUUAUUUCACAGCUGAUGUAUCCCUGUAGUUGAGUUUCAGGGCUGAGGUACCCCUGCUCAGUUCUCAGUAGCAUGUGCGCCUUGAUCAGGGAACACCUACCUGGGUGGGAGAGUGACCUUGUUGGAGACAAACAACUGGGGAUAGAUACCCAAACCAGCCACUGUGGCCCAUCCCAGGGUGACCACCAUACACCCAUUUUCCUGGCAGCUGCUGUUGGCAUGGGUGUUUACAGGCAGCCCCUAUAAUCUCGGCUCCAAAGAUCCUUCUCCAACCCCACUGACCAGGACAUCUGUUGUGCUGUUUGACAAUAAGCCUAGUGUACAGUGUUAAACGAAAACAAACAAACAAAAGCCACCAUAAAAUGAGAAGAAAAAAAGCAAAGCAACUAAACCCAAAACAAAUUGUGUGUUUCUUUUUUCUCCUCUUCACCCCCCUUCCUCCCCUCCCUUCCCCCAAGUAUAAGUGGACUGUGAUUUGGGAUUUUAUACUGUGAUGAGGGAGACGCUAAAGCAAGCUGAGUCAGGGCCUGCAUUUAAUCAGAGGAAAACCUCAUUCUUCCCAGCUGCAGCUCAACACCUGGAAGAUUUCUCCUCUCAGUGGGGACAAAUUAAUGUGCAAGUGACCGCUGGUCAGUGGUUCAAGACAAGGAGGAGAAAAUGUGCUGAGGAAAAGGAGGCAAAACUGGAGAUGGAGGCAGCCUGUUUUCUUAAAAUGAUAGCCUUUCAAAAUUGUACCUUUUUAUUAGUAGGAGAGUGCAGCCCUUCGGGAACACAGGUCUGGCCUUUAUUUGUUGUUCUUGAAUGGGGUUGACUUUUUUCCCAUGGAGAAUUCUGCAGACUGACCAGUGUUAGAGCCACCUUCCUUGGCCUUGUUGUUGGCUAGGGUCAGAGCUGUCGGAACUCUUAAACUCUAUUUAAUAUUGGUGCGUGGCAUUCUUAUCCCGUGCUUAGUUGGAGGGAGGGGUCAUAGAAGGGGAGGGGGACUUUGUGAAGAGGUGAAAGGUGUGAGAAUUCAGGCAUUCCCAUUUCUCCAUGGUUUUGCUUUGGUUUCUGCAGGAGGGAAGGGGCUUGUGUUGGUCAAAACUAAGGAUACUUGAAACACGGAUGCAAACAAACCAAUAUCACCUCUCCCUCCUCCCCACCCCAUUCUCUUCUUUUGAUGUAAACUUCUCUUUGGAAAACUCCAUUUAGAACAGGUGGGGCCUAGAUGCUCAGGCGUCAGCCAGUCUGAACAAAGUUUGCCUACAUGGGCAAAAACAGCUCUCAGGGGCUGCUGGUGUAGCUGUCGUCAUUGCUUGUAUGAUGAAUUGGGGUGUUGGGGUGGGAGGGGGAGAUCCAGGAGCCAGCUUUGUGUUCUAGGGUGGGCUGAUUUCACUUGAAAGGGUCAUCUGCAUUUUGCUCAGUGUUUUAUUUUUAAAAUGAAAAAGCAAAACAAAACGAAACAAAAAAAUCUGUACUCCAUUGUUGUGUGUGAGUGUGUGUGUUCUGUGUGUGUCUCAUCUUCUCUACCUGUUCAUGGAUGGCCGUCAUAGGUCGCCUUUGGCUGGAACAGCCUGUGAUGACUAGUAUCUAGCUGUAAGGCAGCCUUGCAAAUAGCCACCCCUCCCUCCCCGCCCCCAACUUGCCCAGGGAUGAAGGCCAGCAAACAGUCAAGCUUGUGGAAGCUGCUUCUUUGGGUGGUGUUCCCCAGGGUACUCCUCAGGGAGGGUGGGCUGGGAAAACUCUAUGGGCGGCUGGUGUGGGUACUUUAUCUGCAAGGCUGACUUAGUCAUGUGAGGGUCAUUCCUUACGAAUGUUACAGUGUGUUUGACUGCCUUGUUAGUUGAAAAAAAAAGUAGUGAUGUUGGUUUCUCUUUUGGAAAAUCUGAACAAUGUAAUGAUCGAUCCAUGUGAAACUCUAUUUUUAUGCAUUUGUAAACCUGGUUGAAUCUUCUCAGAGCAAUGUUUUAAAAUAUAUAUCUACAUAAAUAUAUAAUAGAGUAAAAGCGAGUGAAUUGGGUUAAUGCCAGAAUCUUAGCUUAAAUUUGUUUAUUUUUAUGCAAAACUUGUGGCCUUUUUUUUUUUUUUUAAAGGCAGCAGGAUUAUAGUUUCAUCCUCUGAGUUGUCUCUUGGGGUUAUUUGUUUGGUUGACACUUCAGCAAAUGUUUGUGCAGUACGUAUAGCUGUAUACAGUCAAACAGAGAGACCCUUGCUGGGAAGGUGGGGUGGGGACAUUUUUUUUUUUUUAAUUUUAAGUUAUCUCCAGAAUGGAAACCAAAUAAUCAGUUUUCUUUCAUUCAAUAAACAUUGAGUUCCUC